Molecule: messenger RNA, 1471 nt
Organism: Hemiscyllium ocellatum (epaulette shark)
Lineage: Eukaryota; Metazoa; Chordata; Chondrichthyes; Orectolobiformes; Hemiscylliidae
Product: zinc finger protein 239-like
Exons: 2
Coding region: 263-1318 (351 amino acids)
Source: RefSeq, a predicted model, not a curated record
UGGCUGCAGGUGGAGGUUUUUUUCUGCUCCGUAAACGGUGAAAACGACGCAACUCGCAGAGUGUAGUGAAACCAGCAGGUGGACGGGGAGAUUUCGUAAAUGUCUUGUGCAAAUCUCAAACCCGAAGAGAAACUCCUGGGCUCCCGUUUGCAGCAAACGGAUAUCAAUUCGACAGUGACUGUUUAGUGUCUGGAAAUUGAAAUCACAGAUUCUGAUGGAUCGAAUUGAAUUUAUUGCAACUUGAAUAUAAUCAGAUUUGAACAUGGAAGUAAAAAGCAUUAACAGCACUAAGAAACUGAACACAUGUUCUGUGUGUGGACAAAGCUUCAGUCAAUCAUCUUUACUGUGGAGUCACAAGUGUGGUCACACUGAGAAGAUACUGUGGAACUGUGAGGAAUGUGGGAAAGGAUUCAAUUACCCAUCCCAACUGGAAAAGCAUCAGCGCAGUCACAAUGGGGAGAAGCCAUGGAAAUGUACAGAUUGUGGGAAGGGCUUCAAUUACCCGUCUGAGUUGGAAAUUCAUCGGCGCACCCACACUGGAGAGAAGUUGUUCACCUGCUCUCAAUGUGGGAAGGCAUUAGCUCAUUUACAGAGUCUGCUGGUACACCAACGAGUUCAUACUGGGGAGAGACCAUUCAACUGCUCUGGAUGUGGUAAGGGAUUCACUACGUCAUCCAGCUUGCUAAUACACCAGCGUGUUCACACUGGAGAGAGACCUUUUAAAUGCUCAGACUGUGGGAAGAGCUACCAAAGUUCUGGGGAACUGAUGUCCCACCAACGUGUUCACACCGAUGAGAGACCAUUCAGAUGCACUCACUGUGGGACUGGAUUCAAGCGAUCAUCUCAACUCACUGUGCACCACCGAGUUCACACUGGAGAGAGACCGUUCACCUGCUCAGAGUGCGGGAAGGGAUUCACUCAAACGUCCGACCUGCUGAAGCAUCAGCGCGUUCAUACUGAUAUGAGACCUUUUAAAUGCUCUGACUGUGAGAAGUGCUUUAAAAGACUGGGAGAUCUGAAGUCUCACCGGCGUGUUCACACUGAUGAGAGACCAUUCUGGUGUUCUUACUGUGAGACUGGGUUCAGGCGAUCAUUUGAUCUCACUGUACACCAGAGAGUUCACACUGGCGAGAGACCAUUCACCUGUUCUGAGUGUGGAAAAGGAUUCACUCAAUCAUCCAACCUCACUGCACAUCAGCGAGUUCAUACUGGAGAGAGACCGUUCAUCUGCUUGGAGUGUGGGAAGGGGUUCACUCAGUCCUCCAAUCUUACAGUACAUCAGCGUAGUCACAGUGGGGAGAGAUCAUUCCCCUCCUAGAAGUCAGUGUAAAAGUAUUGAUUAAUUUAUCAUAAUUGCUUGAGAGACCAUUGAGUUCACAAGUAAUGACACUGAAUGUUGGUGUUAAUUAUAUCCAGGACUGAACCAUGUUCAUUAGAGUCUAUUUCUGCUGAUGUUAAAUUACUUGAGUUG